This is a messenger RNA of Trypanosoma cruzi, 818 nucleotides long. RefSeq names its product mucin-associated surface protein (MASP), putative. The annotation marks the transcript as partial. The transcript has a single exon. NCBI's taxonomy places the organism in Eukaryota, Euglenozoa, Kinetoplastea, Trypanosomatida, Trypanosomatidae. The record is from RefSeq and is a predicted model, not a curated record.
AGGUAGAAAAGGCAAAAGAAAAAGGUGCUGCUAAAGACGCUGGAAAAGAAGGGGAAGUGGAUGGAAAAAGUAUUGAGCUAAAAAAGCCUGAAGACAAACUGACGUCUGUGGAGGGUCAGCAGUUGAAUAACAAUGAAGGCUUGCAGCCGACAACAUUGAAUGGACUUCAUGGAGUUGAAACGACAACACCAUCAAGAGAAAUUUUGUCGGUUCGUGAAGAUCAACAAGAUUUGUCGAGUUCUCUGCUGCCUCCGUUACACAACACCUCACCGGGUGGAACUCCACCAUCCACUCCUGCAGCUGGCCGUGCUGACACAAAAAGUCACGAAAACGACAUUGGCAAGAAGAAUUCUCAACAGUCUAUGGUAGGAGACAUUGGACAGAACAAUGACACCGGCGAAAAAGCUGUCGCUUCAACGGGUGAAGAAGAAGGUUCACGAUUUUCAGUCACGACAAUUGAAGAAAUGAGUGAGACAACAACGAAAGGCGACAGCGGCAGCACCGCGACAAUUACAGCUAUGGGGACUGAAAUUGGCACAGAAGAAACUUCGCUCACCAACCAUCCGAGCCAACCCUCCACUGAAGGCGCCAGAAAACCCGGAACGACUUCCGAUGGUGAAGCCGCAUCAGCCAACAAAUACGACACGGUCUCUCAGAAUGCAGGAUCCACAACAGCGCAAACCACAAACGCCACAACAGGUGACACGGCGAAGAAAGGCGACAGCGACAGCAGCAGGACGGUCUCCCACACCACCUCCCCUCUUUUGCUUCUUCUUGUUGCGAGUGCUGCUACUGCGGCUGCGGUGGUGGCCGCGUGA